Sinocyclocheilus rhinocerous is the source of this 2592-nucleotide messenger RNA. Its product is annotated as B-cadherin. The transcript has 15 exons. The record is from RefSeq and is a predicted model, not a curated record. Gene Ontology annotation, biological process: cell migration; adherens junction organization; cell-cell adhesion mediated by cadherin. Gene Ontology annotation, cellular component: catenin complex; plasma membrane; adherens junction. The coding region runs from base 68 to 2458 and encodes 796 amino acids. Lineage: Eukaryota; Metazoa; Chordata; Actinopteri; Cypriniformes; Cyprinidae. Gene Ontology annotation, molecular function: beta-catenin binding; calcium ion binding; cadherin binding.
AUAGCGGACAAUACACACAGAAAAUAUAUAGUUCUUUUUCUUUAUUUUGUUUAUUAUUGCUGUGAACAUGAAGAGAUUCACUCAUGGAAGUUUCAUCUGUGUUUUGUGUCUGAUGGUCUUCUCAGAAAUCAUACCAGAGUAUUUAGCAGCCAUUCAACUGGGACAGUUCAUGCUUGACAAGAGAAACAGCAGCACGCUUUGGCAGAACAGCACAAUUCCAGGGUCCCAUUAUGUCUCGACGACAGUUAUUCCCAAGACAUCUAACAGCAUGAUCAGAAGAAAGAGGGCUUGGUUGAUUCCCCCUGUCAGCAUUUCUGAAAAUGAUAAAGGCCCGUUCCCAAAGGAAGUGGUGAAGAUGAAGUCCACUGCUGCUGCUUCUAUAAAUGCUGCACUGAUCUAUAAAAUCACAGGCCCUGGAGCAGAUCAGCCGCCCAAGGGUCUUUUCAGAGUGGACAAAUAUUCAGGCAUGUUGUGGGUCACCAAAGGCCUGGACCGAGAGGAAACUGAAGAAUACACUAUCACAAUUCAUGCUUCAGCAGAGGAUCAAAGCUACACUGAAACCCCUGUCAAACUCACCAUCAAAGUUAUUGACCAAAAUGACAACAAACCCUUGUGUACCCAGAAUCCUUUUAUGGGAGAAGUCCUAGAAAGGGCAAAACAAUAUGUGCCUGUCAUACAAGUGACGGCAAAAGACAUUGAUGACCCCGAAACUGCAAAUGGCGUUGUGCGUUACAAACUGGUGAGACAGGAACCCAUCGGUGGGGUGUUUCGCAUUGACCCAGCCAGUGGAGUCAUCAGCCUGGCCACUAGGGGUGUUUUGGACAGAGAGACUCAAACUGUGUAUAAGCUGGCUGUGGAGGCAGCAGAUAUGGAUGGUCACGGUCUUUCUUCCACCUGUGUGGUCAUCAUCAAUAUUACUGAUAGCAAUGAUCACGCCCCUAAGUUCAGCCAAAGAAAGUAUGCAGGUACAGUACAAGAAAAUAAGGCUGGGGGAAUUGUUGCAAGGUUGGAUGUCACCGAUAGAGAUGAGCCUUUAACUGUAAACUCAGUGGCAAAGUUCACCAUCAUCCAAGGCAACGAAAAAGGAUUCUUCAACAUCAGCACCGGCCCCAGUGGGAUGGAGGGAAUCAUCACAACAUCAAAAGGUCUGAACUUCGAGCAAGCCAACAGUUUCUCUCUGCUGGUGGUGGUUGAGAACGAGGUUCCUUUUGCUGUUCCUUUAGUGACCUCCAAUGCUACCAUCACCAUCACAGUGCAGGAUGUAAACGAGCCACCUGUCUUUGAGCCUGCAGAGAAACGGAUCAUGAUUCUUGAGGACCUCGCAGUGGGCAGCACCAUCUCCAAAUACACAGCCAAUGACCCAGACACUGCUAGAGAGCAGAAAAUAAGAUAUAAGUUGCUGCAAGACUUUGCAAACUGGCUGGAGAUCACAGAGGACACUGGAGUCAUCAGAGUCAGGAGCUCACUGGACAGAGAAGCCUCGUUCAUAAGAAAUGAACAGUACACGGUCUUAGUACUGGCUUAUGACAAUGAUGAUGAGCCCACCACAGGAACAGGCACAUUAGUGAUUAAGCUGUUGGAUAUUAAUGACAACGCACCAGUGCUGGAGGAGCGCAGAGUCCCGAUGUGUCUCAAAGAACCCAAGCCCGUCCGUCUGACCAUCACAGAUCCAGACGGGCCAGAAAAUGGCCCACCCUUCAUCAUAGAGCUACAUAAAGAAUAUCAAAGCAACUGGACCAUCAUCAGAAACUCCAGCAGCAGUUUGGUGUGGUUGAACCCACUCAGACGUCUGGCUCUUGGCGAUUACAGCCUGGUAUUGCGUGUGUACGACUCCAAGAUGUUAUUUCAGGACAGUUCUAUCAUAGUGGAGGUGUGUGACUGUAGCGGUGAUGACGUUACCUGCUUUAGUGGUAUAUAUGCUGCUGCUGCUGACAUCACCCUGUCCAUCUAUGUGCUAGCGGCCAUCUUAUGCUUUCUUGUGCUUUUACUGUUGCUUCUUCUCCUGAAGAGAAGGUGUGGGAGAAAAGUUCAUUGGGAACAGUUCAGUCAGACAGAAGAAGACAGGGAUAAUAUUUUAUGUUACAAUGAGGAAGGAGGCGGGGAACAGGACCAGGAUUUUGAUAUGGUCCUGUUGUGCAGCAGACCAGAGGUUUUCUCAACCUAUAUUGCCCCGACGGCCUCACCAAUGGUCUUCUAUCGACAACACCCAGACGAGAAUGAAGAUAUUGAAAACUUCAUUUAUGAGAAUCUGUGCACAGAAGAUGAUGACCACUAUGUGGUGCUGUAUGACUCGGUGCUGGUGUUUGCACAUGAGGGUGAGGGGUCUGAAGCUGGAUCUCUUAGCUCCCUGCAGUCGUCCAUCAGUGAUGGAGAUCAGGACUUCCAGCAUCUGCAGAACUGGGGACCUCAGUUCAGGAGACUGGCUGACAUGUAUGCUGGAGGAGAAGAUAAUAUGUAAUAUGUGCUCUGAUCACUGUAUAGGAGUAUGUAUAUAAGAGUGUGAUGUGAAAUUUGUUACCAAAUAUGCUGUAAGUCAUUAAAAAGGAAUAGUUCUCUAAAAAAUGAAAAUGUGCUGAAAAAUGACUCGCCUUC